UGCAAUUCUAGUCCUUGCCAGAAUGACGCUACGUGUGUUUCUAAACAAAAUCGUUAUGAAUGUCGAUGUAAAGCUGGCUACUAUGGAGCUAGAUGUCAGUCCGAUUACUGCAAUCCUAACCCAUGUCAAAAAGGAACAUGUGUAGCCAAGAUUAAUGGCUAUCAAUGUCAUUGCCAAACUGGAUACUAUGGAAAUAAAUGUCAAAAUCAUUAUUGUAAGCCCAAUAACUGUCAAAAUGGUGGUAUAUGCCAAGCACAUAGUAACGGCUAUCAAUGUCUUUGCCGUCCGGGAUAUCAAGGAAAAAAUUGCCAAAAUACUUAUAAUAAUUACUUAGACUAUUGCAAGCCUAAUCCAUGUAAUGCUGGACUGUGUACAUCGAACGCCAAUGGUUUCCAAUGUUUCUGUCAGAAAGGAUUCUAUGGAAAUCGGUGUCAAUUUCAUUACUGCGAACCAAAUCCCUGUAGAAAUGGUGGCGGAUGUGCCUACCUUAACAACGGUUAUCGGUGCCUUUGUCGUGCAGGAUAUUAUGGAAAGAAUUGCGAAAAUGGUUUUUGUAAUCCUAAUCCAUGCAAAAAUGGUGGCAGAUGUAUUGCCAGCAGGACUAGCUAUAUUUGUCAGUGUAAGGCUGGAUUAUAUGGUCGUAUUUGCGAUAAAGAUUAUUGUAAGCCUAAUCCUUGCCGUCAUGGAAAAUGUAUUGCUUUCGGUAACAAAUUUCGAUGCCAAUGUAAUCGCGGAUUCUAUGGACUUAAAUGU
Messenger RNA from Trichoplax adhaerens, 753 nucleotides. RefSeq lists its product as uncharacterized. Gene Ontology annotation, biological process: heterophilic cell-cell adhesion; establishment or maintenance of epithelial cell apical/basal polarity. Lineage: Eukaryota; Metazoa; Placozoa; Uniplacotomia; Trichoplacea; Trichoplacidae. Gene Ontology annotation, cellular component: plasma membrane; protein-containing complex. Gene Ontology annotation, molecular function: calcium ion binding. The transcript is spliced from 7 exons. The record is from RefSeq and is a predicted model, not a curated record. The annotation marks the transcript as partial.